Molecule: messenger RNA, 8618 nt
Organism: Thamnophis sirtalis
Lineage: Eukaryota; Metazoa; Chordata; Lepidosauria; Squamata; Natricidae
Source: RefSeq, a predicted model, not a curated record
CUCCCGUCAUAGGGCUUGUUGUUCUGUAGGCAGCGGCGACGGAGGCUGCACGAAGUCUCCCUAGGACCGCAAAGGGCCGGCAGCCGCAUCCGCCUCGGUAACAUGCAGCUGCGGGAGGAGGAGGAGGAGCAGCAGGCCAAGGUGUAGGAGGAGCCGCGGCGGCUUUUGCUUUUUGUUUGUUUUGGUUUCGGACGUGUUCUUGACUGUCUUUUCCGCCUUUUUCGUGUUUUGGCUCGCCUCUCGCCGGAGGAGGAAAAUGGAGUCCUUCCCCAGUAGCGAUCGAGUUCAGUUACCUAGAAAUAUGAUUGAAAACAGCAUGUUUGAGGAGGAGCCUGAUGUGGUUGAUUUGGCUAAAGAGCCUAGCUUGCAUCCUUUGGAACCUGAUGAGGUAGAAUACGAACCAAGAAGUUCUCGUCUUCUUGUACGUGGUCUUGGAGAUCAUGAAAUGGACGAGGAUGAAGAGGAUUAUGAAUCGUCAUCAGCCAAACUUUUGGGGAUGUCUUUCAUGAAUAGAAGUACUGGUCUGAGAAGUAAUAUGGCUGGUUAUAGGCAACGUUCAGAUGGAUCAUGUUCCGCUCCAUCCGUAAGGACUACAAUAAUCUGUGCAGUUGUCCUUGUGAUUGCUGUCUCCGUAAUAAUGGCGAUCUAUCUUCUCCCCAAGUGCACUUUUACCAAAGAAGGUUGUCACAACAAAAACCACACAAUGGAAGAGAUAUAUCCUUUGGCAACUAAUGGGAAACCAUUUCCAUGGGCUCAUUUUAGGCUUCCAGAAUUUGUUGUUCCAAAACAUUAUGAUAUUUUUCUGCAGCCAAAUCUAACCACAAUGAGAUUUACAGGUUCUGUUCAAAUAACUGUGGAAGUUAUCCAGGUUACUAUGCAUGUUAUACUUCAUAGUUCAAAGCUUAAUAUUACCAAGGUAACAUUGGCUUCACUGGGUUCAAGCCAGCCAAAACCAGCUGAUUUCCUGGAAUACCCAAUGAAUGACCAGAUUGCAAUUAUAGCUCCAGAAGCUCUUCUUGCAGGGCAUAAAUAUAAGAUCAGCAUAGAGUAUUCCUCUAAUUUAUCCGACACUUACUCUGGCUUUUACAAAAUUGCCUUUAAGAAUAACAGCUCAACAAGGAAUUCUGUACAUUCGUCUGCACUAUUUAUAACAUCAGCAAGACUGAAAAGGGAUCUUGUAGCUCUUCCAGAUUUUCAGGCUGCAGGAAUGGAAAAUUGGGGUUUGAUCACUUUUCGAGAGACAGCACUCCUUUAUGAUAAUAAUACCUCUUCAGCAAUUGAUAAAAAGAGAGUGACAGCAGUUAUUGCUCAUGAGCUAGCCCACCAGUGGUUUGGUAAUCUGGUAACAAUGGAAUGGUGGAAUGACCUGUGGCUGAAUGAAGGAUUUGCUACUUUUAUGGAAAAUCUUGCCAUGAAGAUGGUCUUUCCAGAUUUGUAUACUGAUGACAUUUUUUUAAAUCUGCAAUUUAAGACCAUGGAGAAAGAUUCCAUGAAUUCAUCUCACCCAGUUUCCUUUCCUGUCAACUCAUCAGCAGAGAUUGAACAAAUGUUUGAUAUAGUCUCCUACAUCAAGGGAUCUUCUCUCUUGUUUAUGUUAAAAAACUAUCUUCAUAAAGAUGUUUUCCAAACUGGCAUUCAGAUCUAUUUGCAUGACUACAGCUAUAAUUCCACAUGCAGUGAUAAUUUAUGGGACAGUAUGAAUAAGAAACAAAGCAAUCUCUUGGCAAAUGGAUUAUUUCAAGAUGAAUUCUCUGUGAGCUUGAAAAUGAGCACUUACCUAGUAGCUAUCAUUGUUGGAAAUUUCAAAUGUACCAGUAAGAAAACAAAUGGGAUUUUGGUAUCUGUUUAUGCUGUACCACAAAAGCUUGGGCAGACUGAAUAUGCCUUGAACACAGCAGUGAAGCUACUUGAAUUUUACCAGAAUUAUUUUAACAUAACAUACCCAUUAAACAAAACAGUUUUUACUUUUUUUUCUCUCCUUUUCUUUUUUUAUCUAGGUGUAAUUGAGUACCCCCAUGAAAUAGAGUGGGUGAAGUUCAAUGUGAAUGGAAAUGGUUACUAUAUCGUGCACUAUGAUGAUAAUGACUGGAAUGCUCUAAUUCACCAACUGAACACAAAUCCCAGUAUUUUUGAUCCCAAAGACAGAGCCAAUUUGAUUCAUAAUGUAUUUAUUCUGGCUGGGGUAGGAAAAGUCACUUUGUCCUCGGCUUUCAAUCUAAUAGAGUAUAUAGUGAAAGAAAACAGCACGGCUCCAAUCAUGCAAGCUUUGCACCAAAUCAGUCAUAUCUUCAAUUUAGUUGAGAAACGGGGAAUGCUGGAUCUCUCAGCCAGAGUGUUGCUUGCAGACAAAUAUUAUGAAGAUCAUAUUCACAGCUGGAGCAAAAACUGAAGCUGGUUGGCAAUUUCUUUUAAAAAUGUAUUCCUUUGUGGAUUCUGAACCAGAAAAACUCAAAAUUCUUGAAUCAUUGGCCAGCACAAGUGAUGUUAAAAAACUCAUCUGGUUAAUGCAAACAAGCCUGCAAGGAGUUGUCAUCAGAUCCCAGGAUCUUCCAACUGUCAUAAAAACUAUCAGUCAGAGUUUGCCCGGACAUUUAUUGGCAUGGGAUUUUGUCAAAGAAAAUUGGGAUCAGCUUAUCAAAAAGUUUCAUCGUGGAUCAUACACUAUUCAAAGCAUUGUAACUUCAACAACGCAUCAGUUCUCCACACUAGAACAUCUGCUAGAGGUUAAGUCAUUCUUUGAAUCAAAGUCAGAGGAAACUGCUCAGUUGCUGUAUGUUCAAGAAGCUAUUGAGACAAUUCAACUGAAUUGUCAGUGGAUGGAAAAAAACUUGGCACUGCUUGCAAAAUUGCUAUAGUAAUCACAAUUCUCUUAUAGCUUGUAUUAAUCACUAGGAAUGCUGCAACUCUUGAUCUUUUGCUUUUGCAAAAAAAAAAAAGUUAAACAUGAGCAAUGCAAUUUUUGUUUUUUGCACUGUGAGAGAGGGUUGUAGUUAGCUCAGGGUUAAUCUCUUCUGAAUUCGCUCUCUUUGGAGUAUUUGUGGACUGGAUAUAAUUGCUAAUAAGGGAAAAGCUCGUUUUGACCAGAUAUUUACAUCAAGCAAGGAUAAUACAAUAACUUUUAAAAUUUUAGUACAGUUCCUCUUCAUUGUAGGGAAAUGGAAUUAUAUUUCAACUUAUAGAAUACAGUUUUACUUAAUGAAAAAAACAAGAGAGCAAGACAAACACUCCUAAGACCUGCUUUUUCUUUGCAAAAUUCAGUUUGGUCUUUCUCACUGUGCAUAGUUUCCUGAAUUGUAAAUAAUGUCUCUGUUGUAAAGCAUUUUUUAUCACCGUUAUAAGCAGUGGCUAAAACACAAUAAGGUGAAUAGGGGAAAUAAAAAGUAAGAUUUGGGGAGUUCUGGUGUUGAUUUAUCUAGGUAUUUUCUAGAAAUUAUGCAAAUAUCAGAUUUUUUAAAUUUGUCUACAACAUGGCUAGAUGUUACUAGUACUGUGUACUGAAUAAGUUAAAUUACCAUUUGUAAACAUAAGUAAAAGGUUAAGAGAGCUAGGCUGACCUGACCAUAGAGGUUUUCAAAAAAGUUAUAAAUUAUAGGUUGGAGAAUGUUUUAUACAAUUUUCAGAGUUCAGUUUUGUUUCUCCAUUUCAUAUAGCUUCCUAAAAGUAUGUAAUACACUGAUUCAGCAAUUUCAGAAUAAUUGGUUUGGGAAUUGCCUGGUUUUAAUUCCUUCCAAUACUGCCCUGAAGUUUCCCAUUUUUCUGUACAUAGCUAUUUCUGAAACUAGAUCAUGCCUGUGCUUUGACCAAAGUAACUAUUUGUUAAGUCAUGAUACAUGCUGUUUGUGUCACCCAUCCUCCUUCUAAAACCUUUCACCGAAAAUAAAGCAUGCCACCAUAUAAGUAAUUAUCCCAUACUUGUGAAAUUCUUCUACCCUGUGCUAACUUUUAUGGUAAAGUAAGAAAUUGGCAUUUAAAACAUUAUUGUCAACAAUUUUUCUGUUAUCCAUUAUAAUUCUAAAAUCUCCCAAUAAAAUAUUACAUUAUAACAAGAAUUGAGAGAAAUAAAAACAGAUUAAAAAAAUGAAAUGUGUUGAUUUAGGCCAGCUUCCCCAACUUGAUGGUUUUAAAAUAUUUUAGAACUAUAAAUUCCAAAAUACGUAACUAUCAUGUUGAGAUUUUCAGUUCUGGGAUUUGUAGUUCUGACACAUCUUAAAGGGCGCCAGAUGGGUAGUGCCUUCAAUCAUUUAAACAGCUAUAGAGUACUCUUAGUUUAUAAAUUUGUUCCUAUCAAAGAGGAUAAUAUAAGAAGCUCUUUCUUCAAGCAAAUAUGAAUUUGGAAAGGUAUGGAUCCAAUUUGACACAGCUUUUGAGACAUGCCUUUUUCUCAGGAUUGGAAGGGGAGGGGGAAAUCCCACUUUUUCCUGAAAUGUAUAUAGAUUCUACUAUAAAAACAAUCAGAAGAUUUGUUUCAACAUUUUACUACUGAUUUUACUUCAUGUUUCAUGGAGGAUUACAUACUCUGGAACAUUUUAGAUCUCAUUAUUUCUGUGCCAUAAAAUCCAUUGUUUCAUAAAUCAGUAUUAGGUAGUGUGUUUUCAUUCUUCAUAGGUAUUCCAGAAAUUGGAUAUAAGUGUGGUAAAGCUGAUAUGAUGUUUGUGUUACAAAUAAUUCCAAGUGAAGGACAUUGCUGAAGAAUAUACAAAAUUCAAUGUGUGAAGCACUUUGGGAGCAAUAAGAAAAAGAUUAAGAGAAUCAUUUGAACCAAUUCUGCUUAGUUAUGAAUUUAAUGUAAAAACAUAAAUUAGAUAAGUUGUUUUCAAUUAUAUUUCAAGUGUAUUGAAAACAGAGAAAGAAAAAAAUAUCUAGUUUUGGUACUUCUGAUUCUCUAAUAUACUGUUUUCAUUGCAAGUGAAUAGCUUAACUCUUAAUUUUGUUUGAAAAUAGCUCAUCUUGAUAGCCUCCAAAAUGAAUUGACUUCACAAUGUAAAGAACAUCUAACCUGGUUGUUAGAGAAUGAGAGGUUUGCUAUAUUUCUCUCAUGUUUUGUUUGCCAAUUACAUUUUUAUAUAUUUCCUUCCUUCCUCCUUCCCCCUCCCUCCCUCUGCUUUUUUGUUAGAUCAUCUGACACUUAAAAUUAUAUGUAGUUGUGUUUGCUACUGGAAAUGUGAACUGGACUUGAAAAUGUAGCACACACAUGUUCUGAAUUAGAAUAUUUUAUUUUAAAUGAAAGCACUGCACUGAUACUUUGAAAAUACUUUCAAUUAUUUAUCUUUUUAAAAAUAAUAGUGGCUUGGUUUUGAUUUACAUUUGAUUAAUUGUGCUCAAAUGGAGAAACAUAUUUAAAAAUAAUAAUGUAUGGAUUUGGGAUUUGUUCCUUAUCAAAGCACUUAUUUGCUUCCAACAAAGUUUGAUUUCCAACAAUGGAUAAUCUGGAAGAGUUGGGUUUUCUGUUCAUAUGUAUUUGUAUGUAUAUUGAAACUAUAAAUGAUAGAUAUUAUACUUUAAAUACAAUUGUCUUGAGUCCAUUCAGAAGAAGAAUUUUGUGUAAUAGAAUGAAAUGCUUUUAUCUAGUUAAAAAAUUAGUGGUGACUUUAAUAGAGUAGAGAAUUUUUUACUACAUCAAGAACUAAUUAAAGUAAGUUGAAUGUCCUCAAUUUUCUUUAUGGCUUCUUAGCUUAGAAAUGCCUUUCUAAAUCUUGAUCAAAGCUUUUGUUCUGUUUUGAAAUCUUAACAUCUUCUACAUGUAUCCUGUUGGAAGUGGCAGUUAUUUUGCUUUGAUUUUCCACUCCUCAAAUCACUUGCUUUACUAUAGAAAUACAGUGUAAAGUUAUACAAACUCUAUACUGUAUGUCCAAUCCCCGUUAGGUUCAAAACUUUCUGUAAUAGAUGAGAUUGGUAUUGUGGAAAACAUGAAUGAGAUCAAUUGGUUGUGUUUUCAAUCUGUUUGAAAACAUAGUUCAUGUGCCUUAAAAUAUAAGUAUUGUACAAAAUAUAUAAUGAAAGUCUGUUUUUCUUAAAAGCCCUUCAUUGUUAAGAAUCUCCAUAACUUUGAAGAUUAUUGAGAGCUAUAAUGUUAGCACUUUAUCAGUGAAGGAAAACCUUUUUGUUCAACUUACCAACAUGUCAGUUUGAAUGUCUAAACAAAACAAAAUGGUUUUGAUCUUUAUAGCAGUGAGUCCCACAGGACUUUAAAUAGCCAAGGGUGUUGUAUAUGAAUGGCUAGUUUAUUCUCAUUGGUGUUAAGUGUAUACUUAAAAUGCACAUGGAGCAUUGUGUGUUUCUUUAUAUGUUUGCAUUGAAGCAUUUUAUUAAAGAGAUAAUUAAAUAAGGCUUAUCCCAAUAAUCUGGCUUUGUGGUUAAAAUGUAUAACUAUAUUUGAAGCACAUCUUUUAAAUCUACAAACUUAUUUGCAUCUUAAAUAUGUUUAUAUAUACAUGCACACCAAUAUGUGUGUAACACAGAUAACUUUUUUGCCUAUUUUAUUUCACAUUGAAAGACUGGGCUUGUCUAUUAUAUCAUCAUAAUUACCCCCAAAGUUUUCAUUGUGGUUCUCAAAAAUCUGUUUGGGGAGAAAAUUAUUAGAUAUGUAUAACAGGGGAGCCACUAUAGUAGCUAUAUUUAUUUUUUUAAUAUAAAGGAAAAUAUAGUUUUAUCCUGUUUCCACAUGUUAUAUUUUUGAGGACAAAAGUGUGCUACCAAAAGGCCAAAUAUAACUCUUGGUCCAAAAAAUAGUCCAGAUCUACUGUACACAUGUGUGUGCCUCUUUCUCAAAUGUUGCACUGGAUAAGGGGAAGGCAUACACUGAGAAGAAUAGGAUUGGUAUGUUUGCUCUUCUCUCUACAUAUUUGGCUGAAUGCAUAGAGUUCAGCAUAUACAGCAUAAAAUAAACCUACUCCAAUAUUUAGAAUCAGUUUUUGUUCUGUUUGAAAUAGGUGCCAGACGUAAAAUCCAAAUUUAUAUUCAUCCUAGAAUUCAAAAUUGACAAGUUUGAGCAUUACAGUUUGUUUUCUUCUGACAUUGGGAGACAAAUUUCUCCUGUGCCAUUUUAUGAUCUCUAUGGAAUUUGGGGGGGGGGGAGUUCUAUGCAUAGUAAUCUAUCAUUUAACUUGUGAUUUUGGAAUUGUUGAGUGUGUUCCAAAUAAUAUUUUUGAAAAGAUAUUGCAUGAUGGUUGUUGUAUGGGUGUGUAAAAGGGCCUUAAAAGUGCAGGUUUUUUUGUACAUCUGUAGCUAUAUUGUGGCUGUAAUUCUGUCAAAAUGUACACAAAGCAAUCCAGCCAUUUAAAAUUGUCCAUCCCCAAAGUAAUUUUUUUUACUUCAAAUAAUGAAAUUGCUUUAUUUUUGAAUGCUCUCAAAGACUUAUUUAACUGUAAAUGUAAUAUUAGUAUCUUUAUACAGCUAUGGGAGAUGGAAUUCAAGUAAUAGAUCUUGCUGCUUUUAAAAACGGCCUGUUCCAAUACAGGUGAAAUUGGACAUGCACUGUGAGGCUAAUACUUGAAAGAAUGUGGCCUUAUUUUAGUUUAAUAACAUCAUGUUAUAUCGGAUGCUGACCCUUAUAUAUUUAUAUGACUGUCUUCCACCUGUUCCGUGUUAGAACAAUCCUCCCUCUAAUGAUAGAGUGGCUUUUAAAAAUCCUUCUGGAAGAUGUUAUCUUUCACUGCACUCUGAACUUCUAAACAUUGCUUCAUUUAAGAAUACAUUUUUGUACAUAUUUCACUAAUGGUUGCCCCCAUACCAAUGUUUAGAUACAUGCUACUUAAUUUCUAGUUCAAAUGCUAAUUGAUAGUCCUCCAAACAUGCAAAUAGCUUUUUAAAAAUGCUUGCUGGUAUUUUAUCCAUUAUGUUUAUAAUGUUUUAUCCCACAGUAAGAUAUUUAGGCAAUUUAAAAAGUUGUUUUGCCAUACUCUCAGGUCUUGAUAUUUAAGAACUUAAGCCUCCUAGGAUGUUACUGAAACCUGCAAUUUGCAGCAAAAAUGCAGAUCUUUACCCAUGACAUUGCUGCUUUGAUCAAAGCAAUGGUUGAACAUCUUUUUUAGGUUAGUCAUGGCACAUGUAGCAAAUUACUGUUGAAAUGUAAGAGUUACCUUGAUAAAAUGUGCAAGAGUAUGAGGAAGUUGGAAUGAAUGACUUGAAAGCUACUGAACACUCUUAAUUUACAGGGUCUUAAAACGGAUGGAUUUAAGAGUAAAUUUGCACCAGAUCAGUGCAGAGAUUGUAGUUUUGUUGAUAACAGGAAGCUGGCCUAAAUAAUGGUAACAUCAAAGCAGUUCUGGAACAUCAAAUAUUAUUGGACACUAAUCCCAUCCACUGAAUGGGAUUAGACUUCUCUGUUGAUAUCUAUAUAGAAAGCAUAGCAUACGUUUUUUAUCAAAAGAAUAACUCCAAGUUGUACAAUAUUUGCUUUGAGGAAGAGUAUUUUAGAAAACAAGAUGUGUGUUUGUGUCUUUAUAUAGAUGUACACAUUAUAUGCAAAUCUGUGGGUUUCCUUAAUAUGUAAAGAACAAAUGAAAGCCUAUUUUCUUAUACUUUGAAUAAAAUGGUGGUGUGUAUAACCAACACUGACAGAAUGGCAUAUAUAUUGCGAACACAAUUGCAUUUUUUGUGAAAUAAAAAUAAAACUGUUU